This is a messenger RNA of Xenopus laevis (African clawed frog), 4475 nucleotides long. RefSeq names its product protein phosphatase 2 regulatory subunit B, alpha L homeolog (gene ppp2r3a.L). The coding region runs from base 982 to 4359 and encodes 1125 amino acids. The transcript is spliced from 15 exons. Gene Ontology annotation, cellular component: protein phosphatase type 2A complex. The record is from RefSeq and is a predicted model, not a curated record. Lineage: Eukaryota; Metazoa; Chordata; Amphibia; Anura; Pipidae. Gene Ontology annotation, molecular function: protein phosphatase regulator activity; calcium ion binding.
GAUCCCACCCUUCUCCACAGAACGUACACACCCCGCACAUGGGGAGGGGGCGUGGCGGCAAACUUCGCACCACGUGACGGCAGCUGGCUGCAGAGAAGAGAGUAGCAGUAGAGUGGAGAUCCUAAGGAGUCUGGACGGGCUGGGAGAGAGAGAGACCGGCUGUACGUAAAAAGUUGGUGUUGGUGCUGCGGUUGAAUGCUCGUACCCUUCUCUGGUGUCACUUCAAAGGACAGCCUCCCUGCAACUUCUGGAUCUCUGCUUCUUCAAUCAAACUGUGAAAAGCCGAGCCAACAUCUUUAAGACGUCCCUUGUGUUGGAGUUUAUAUUAAGAAUCAUUAUUUCACUGUAUUACAAUAUACUACUAAGCUCAACUGAUUUCUAAAUAACUUUCCUCAUAAGCCAUGUUACUGCUUAAAAGAGACUUUUGUUUUUUUUAUUUGGACACCUGAGUGGAUCUGCAAGAUGAAAGGAGUUGUACCAAAAAUGCUGGAGACAAGAGGCAAUUAUAAGUAAUAAUCAUGUCGUCUUUGAGUAGGAAGCAACUUAAAAAAUGGCUCUUCCACAAAGCUUAUUUUUUGCUCUAAUUUUUCAGUAUGCAUGUGUUUUCUUUCUGCCUGAAUGAGCUUCUUCUACUCACUUUGGAUUGGACAAAAUAUCUGUCAGUGGUUUACUUCUGAUUCAGCAGUGAGAAGGAUUGAAGAAACCUGCUCUUGGUUGUUCAUGACAGUUUUCAUUCAUCCAGGUUACAAUAUACAGAAUCCAGUAGUGAUAAGGCUAAAGCAACUGAACUUGCUGGUUAAUCUUGAAAACAUUUCACCCUUCAGCUAAUAAGCAUCUCUGGUUCCCACCUGGACUACAAUAGAAUAAAUCCUGGCAAAAUAUAUAUAUAUAUUUUGCACACAGCAUUUAAACUGUUGGUUAAGUGCUCACCUUUAAGACUGUCUCCUUUAUUUUAAUUAAUUUAUUUAUUUAAUUGGCCCGAUGGCUGCACCUUACAAGGUGAUUGUAAGUAAAGUAACCUGUUACAAUAGUGUUGUAUUGGACAAGAGGCUUGAGAAUGUAAUUCACUAUUGCCAUGGAAAUUGUCAAGUUCAUCGACUUGGAGUUCAGUGCAAGGUUGCACACCACAGUGUAUGCUCAGAGCUUGUUAAAGCUCACGGGGGUUUCCCUAGCAAUGCUAGAGAUCUUACUCAUAGAAUAAUAGGCGGAGAGGGGGUGGUUGGUGGUGAGGAGUGUUCUCAUCUCAACUCUAGAAACAAAAAAGCCUCUGCCAUCCAAAGUACUGGCAGUCUGAAGGACAUUACUGGUGAAGCCAUAAAUUUAGCAAGUGGAAAAGCAAAAGAGUUUUCUUUCGAGAAAUUAAGGAAUGCCUCAAAUCAGCAUGUUAAUCUCAGGAAAGGCCGAAAAGUCCGUCCUGACUCUUUUAACAGGAAAUCAACUGACUACGACUUUAUCUAUGGUCAAUUUAGUAACAAUGAAAAUUGUCCUCCAAAUGAUUUAUCUCAAGGUCAAGGGGUGGAGGAGAAAGCAGUGGUCUCCAGCAAUGCAUCAUUGGAACAGAACCUUAAUAACAUGGCCGCUUUGUAUCUGCAAGGCCUCGCAGAUGAAAACCUUAUUAACCAAAUUCUGAAAAAACACAACCUUGAUGGUGCUGGGUCUGGAGAAGACAUAAAAAUGUGCUUGGAUAUUCUCUUGAAAUGUUCUGAGGACUUGAAAAAGUGCACAAACAUAAUUAAGCAGUGUAUUAGGAAUAGGUCUAUUGGAAGCAACAGCACUAGUGAGGGGAAAGGGGAGGAUCAUUUUCCAAACCCAGAGAUUAUUUACAUGAAUGUUAUGGCUAGACUCUCCUCUUACUUAAAGAAACUUCCGUUUGAGCUGGAACAUGGUACACAUGGACGUGGUGAGCCUAGUGAUCUAGCUGAACUUGUAAGUAGUAUCCGCAGUUUACAGCAGCAACCUUUCUCUCCGAUUUAUGGACAUGAACAGCCCCCAAAGUAUGAAGAUGUGGUUCAAAUGCCACCUUCAGAGAAGUCAAUUUCUUCUAAUACCACAGAAUAUAAUAGAGCAAUUACUCCACAAACUCCCAUUAUCAAUGAUGCCACUAUUGUGAAAAGUGUCUCACCAGUUGCUCCACCAUUACCUGCUAAGACCUGGCAAAGAGGCACGAAUCAGAAUAAAAGUAGCAGUAUGAAAAGCAACUCUGUUUCAUCUCAUGCAGCAAAUCAGGUAUUCUCCAAUACUGGUGAGAGGCUGCCAAGGAAUUCAGUGGAAAAACUUUACAUUGAAGAGGAUUCAGACUUGGAAAGACCUAUGAACCCCCAAAAAUGUCCAUCGGGUUUAUCUGUUUCCGAAUCUGUUGACCAAAAACCCAGUCGCAAGUCAGUUCAAUCUCACAGACCCGUAGACCCUUCUAUGAUAUUAAGUAACAACACAUCUUUCAGCAGUAAUGGGACCUACAAUACUGGGUCCCAUUCUUACAACAGGCAUGAAAGUAAUGUAGGCAAAAGUACUGACCAUGAAGAAAUCGACAAAUUGCUGUUGGAUUUGGAGAGGUUUUCUAAAAAAAUUGAAAGCACAUUAAAUAACCCUCCCAACACAACCCCUUCUAAAGUACAAUCUAGCUUUCCUGUUUUCCAUAAGGAGCACAAUUCACAGUUGCCUUCAACAUCAUGUACAAAAUCUAGUGAACAUAAAUCAGAAGAUGAUGAGGGGAAUCUUCUAUUGCGUAUCUUGGGAAGCAUUGAAGACUUUGCUCAGGAACUUGUUGAUUGGAGAUCAGGUAAAGGAACUCUGUCUAAACAAAAAGAAGUCAUGAAAAUCCUUCAGGAGACCAUGGUUACUUCACCUUCCUCUCCUAGCAGUCCGCUCCAGAACCAAAGCUACAAUCUUGCCCCAACAUUAUCACUUCAACAGACUCCAGAGAUCAUUAAGAUUCAAAGCAAGCAAGAGAAGAAGCCAAGCACCCCUCCUCCCGCACCCCUUACUCCAACUGUCAGUCCACGACCAGCCACCCCUCCAUUACCGAGCAACAAAGUCACGGCUCCUGUGUCCAUAAACAUUCCACGUUUCUACUUUCCCAAAGGGCUGCCCAACCCAGGUUCUGACUAUGAAGAUUCCAUCAAGAAGACUGAGGCAGCAUUCUCCAGCAUGGCUGAAGAAAAGGCAGAUAUUUACCAGAUGGGGAAGAUCGCCAAGGUCUGUGGCUGCCCCUUGUACUGGAAGGCAGCUCUGUUCAAUGCUGCAGGCGGGGAGAGGACAGGAUUUGUCUCUGUGCACUCGUUCAUAGCAAUGUGGAGAAAGUUAAUCCAGAAUUGCCACGACGAUGCCUCUAAAUUUGUCAGCCUCUUGGCAAAACCAGGCUGUGACUACUUAGAGCAAGAGGAUUUCAUCCCACUUCUUCAGGACAUUGUGGACACACACCCAGGACUGACGUUCCUCAAGGAGGCUCCCGAAUUCCACUCCCGAUAUAUCACCACUGUUAUUCAGAGAAUAUUUUAUACAGUGAACAGGUCGUGGUCAGGCAGAAUCACCUUGAUUGAGAUGAAGAGGAGUAACUUCCUACAGACCCUUGCACUGUUGGAAGAAGAGGACGAUAUUAACCAAGUUACUGAUUACUUCUCCUAUGAACAUUUCUAUGUCAUCUACUGCAAGUUCUGGGAACUGGACACUGAUCACGACCUCUACAUUGACCACAAGGAUCUGGCCAGAUAUAAUGACCAUGCGUCCUCAAAGAGAAUCAUUGAGAGGAUAUUUUCCGGAGCAGUGACUCGGGGGAACGCAGUGCAAAGAGAAGGGAGGAUGAGCUAUGCCGAAUUUGUCUGGUUUUUAAUAUCGGAGGAAGACAAGAAAAAUCCAACCAGCAUGGAGUACUGGUUCCGCUGUAUGGACUUGGAUGGAGACGGGGUGCUCUCCAUGUAUGAACUUGAGUUCUUCUAUGAGGAACAAUGUGAGAAGAUGGAAGCCAUGGGCAUUGAGCCGUUACCGUUCCAGGAUCUGCUGUGCCAACUGCUUGACUUGGUAAAGCCUGAAGCAGAAGGCCAAAUAACACUACGGGAUCUGAAGAGGUGCAAAAUGGCUCAUAUAUUUUAUGAUACCUGCUUUAACUUAGAGAAGUACCUGGACCAUGAGCAAAGGGAUCCAUUUGCAGUGCAAAAGGAUAUUGAGAGUGAAAACCCAGAGCCAUCAGAUUGGGACAGAUACGCAGCUGAGGAAUAUGAGAUCUUGGUUGCUGAGGAAUCGGCAACGGAACAGUUACAGGAAGGGUCGUUUGAUGAUGACUACGAGGGGGAGGAAGUCCUCAGUCCCCCUGAGAUCAGCAAUGAGGUGGACAAACUGGUGAUCUCGGACCUAACGGCAUGAGCCAGACGGGCCCCGACCACUGGACAAUCACUGACCAGUCACUGCCUAUUGAUGGACUAAUCCCCACCCACAAGGAAUUGUUCAGGGGAAAUAAUAUAUAAAUAGUUUUUGUAUUA